ACAUAAUAAUGAUGAUGGAUCAGAUGAAGAGAACCUUGUGGAAGGAAAAAGUGAUGCAACAACAGAGAAAAUAUCAAUAUCAAAGAAUUACAAUAAAGAAGAACCAGAAGAAAACACCCGAAACGUUGUUGUUGACAAUGAUUUAGAAAUUUUUGAAGAAGAAAACGAGAUAGAAGAUGAUCCAAAAUUAUGGCCAAAUAAAAAGAAAGCCAGUAUAAUGUUUCUAGUUUCAAUUUCUGGAAUGAUUGCUCCUAUUGCAAACACAAUAUUUUUCCCAGCCAUAAUAAAAGUUCGUGAUGAAUUAAAAACUACUCAAUUACGUGUUAAUUGGAUAAUUUCAAUGUUUAUACUAUUUAUGGGAAUAGCACCAUUAUUUUGGGCAUCGUAUUCAGAUGCGUACGGGACAAGACAAAGAGUAUAUGUAGUAUCAUUGUCAAUGUUUGUCAUAUCAAGUGCAUAUUGUGUCUACGCAACAACGUUCGAGGAAAUUUUAAUCUUGCGCAUAAUACAAGCAUGUGGAUCUUCGGCAGUUAUAUGUGUUGGAGUUGGAACCCUUAGUGAUCUUUAUAUUCCUACUGAAACUUUUCGUUUCAAAAGGUCCGAGAUCAUAAGGGCAGCAUCGUCAAGAAAAAUAUUUAACCCACUCGCACCACUAGGAAUGAUGUGUUAUGUGAAUGUGGUAUUUAUCUUGGGAUAUAAAAUAUUUGUCACCUCAAUAGUCUAUGUGCAAAACAUACUGAUUCCAACAAAAUUUACAGCAAAUUAUAAAUUGACGUCAACAUUGGUUGGAUUGGUUUUUUUGGCACCGGGGGCAGGGUUAAUGUUUGGUAGCGUUAUUGGUGGCAAAUGGUCAGAUUAUGUGUUGAAAAAAGCCAUUCAAAAGAACAAUGGGGUUGCGUAUCCGGAAAUGAGAAUUUUUAGCUCAUGGGUUGGAGUUAUUUUGAUACCUUUAUCUUAUUUAAUCUACGGAUGGUUAUUGGAAGCUAAAGUUCAUAUUGUUUUCCCGUUGAUUUUUAUGUUUUCUGGUGGAUUUGGUACAAUGAUAGCAUUUAAUUCAUUGACAACAUAUUUAGUAGACUCGUAUCCAUCAAGAAGUGCAUCAGUUAUAGCAUUGAAUAAUUUCUUGAGAUCAGUUUUAGCUGGUGGAAUGUCAGCAAUCGCUCAACCGAUUGAGACAGCUAUUGGGAGCGGAUUUACAUUUACAAUCAUCGUUUCGAUAAAUGUAAUCACAAUUAGUUUGUUGAUUGCUAUCUAUAAAAAAGGUAAAUACUGGAGAGAAAAACAGGAUAUUGCUAAACACUGA
Messenger RNA from Entrophospora candida, 1303 nucleotides. NCBI's taxonomy places the organism in Eukaryota, Fungi, Glomeromycota, Glomeromycetes, Entrophosporales, Entrophosporaceae. The record is from the annotation of a GenBank genome assembly.